Messenger RNA from Camelina sativa (false flax), 3138 nucleotides. The record is from RefSeq and is a predicted model, not a curated record. NCBI's taxonomy places the organism in Eukaryota, Viridiplantae, Streptophyta, Magnoliopsida, Brassicales, Brassicaceae.
UGUUUUGAACAAAACCUAAUAUUAUUACUAACAAAAAGUCUUCUAUUAUUUUUUAUUUUUGUUGUGUUUGGUUCAUUGAAAUGUAUAAAGUGUUCUCUUUCAGCAGAACAUAGCAGCUUGUCUUUUUCUACGCAUGUUUCAUGUUUUGAUCUCUUAGCUUUGGUUUGGUGAGAUCAGAUUUCUUGAAUUUUGCCAUUUAUUUGUGUGUAGUGUUAGUUGGAAAAUAAGUCUCCUUCUGUUUUUUUUUUCUCAAUAGUAUUCUGCUUUUGAAGUUCUUUCAGUAGUUUUGAAGUUAUAUUCUGCAAUAAAUAUCCAAGGACUCCAAUCUUAGAGGAACAACUGUUUCAGGAAAACAAAAGGUUUCACUGAAAUCAAACCAAUGUUGAGCUAUUGGUAGCACUUGCUAAAGAAGAGCAGAAAGAGAUGGAGAAGACACAGAUGCCUGUUGCCCGAGAAGAGAAGAUACUGGUUCUGGUGAGAUUGAGGCCUCUUAACGAGAAGGAGAUUGCAGCUAAUGAAGCUGCGGAUUGGGAAUGCAUCAAUGAUACCACCAUAUUGUACAGAAACACGUUGCGCGAAGGCUCAAACUUUCCUUCUGCAUAUUCAUUUGAUAGAGUCUACCGAGGUGAAUGUCCCACCAGACAAAUUUACGAAGAUGGAACCAAGGAAAUCGCUCUGUCGGUUGUCAAAGGAAUCAAUUGUAGUAUUUUUGCAUAUGGCCAGACGAGUAGCGGCAAGACAUACACCAUGUCUGGUAUUACUGAGUUUGCUGUGGCUGACAUAUUUGACUAUAUAUUUCAGCAUGAAGAAAGGGCGUUUGCUGUGAAAUUUUCAGCUAUAGAGAUCUACAAUGAGGCCAUACGAGAUCUGCUUAGCUCGGAUGGUACAUCACUGAGGCUACGAGACGAUCCUGAGAAAGGGACCGUUGUUGAUAAAGCCACAGAGGAAACUCUGCGAGACUGGAACCAUCUGAAGGAGCUUCUAUCUAUUUGUGAAGCACAGCGCAAGAUUGGUGAAACCUCAUUGAAUGAGAGAAGUUCUAGAUCUCAUCAAAUUAUUAGACUGACAGUCGAAAGCUCUGCUCGUGAGUUCUUAGGCAAAGAAAACUCCACUACCCUCAUGGCGAGUGUGAAUUUCAUCGAUCUAGCAGGAAGUGAGCGUGCAUCACAGGCGAUGUCAGCUGGUACAAGACUCAAGGAAGGCUGCCAUAUCAAUCGAAGUCUGCUAACUCUUGGAACAGUGAUCCGUAAACUUAGUAAGGGAAGACAAGGGCACAUCAACUUUAGAGACUCCAAGCUAACACGAAUUCUACAACCAUGCCUGGGAGGGAAUGCAAGAACCGCAAUUAUCUGCACUCUGAGCCCAGCGAGGAGUCAUGUAGAGCUAACGAGGAACACUCUCUUGUUUGCGUGCUGUGCAAAGGAAGUUACCACAAAGGCGCGGAUCAAUGUUGUUAUGUCAGACAAGGCUCUGCUGAAGCAACUACAGCGUGAGCUUGCGAGGCUCGAGACCGAACUGAGAAACCCUGCCUCCUCACCUGCUUCAAACUGUGAUUGUGCAAUGACGGUGAGGAAGAAGGAUCUUCAGAUACAAAAGAUGGAAAAGCAGAUCACAGAGUUGAGAAAACAGAGGGAUCUUGCUCAAUCCCGGCUUGAAGAUUUCAUGAGAAUGGUUGAACACAAUGUGGCGUCAAAGCCUGGAACUCCGCAUUUCGGCAACCACACAGACAAGUGGGAGGAUGGUUCAGUAUCAGAGACAUCAGGCGUGGUUGAUUCAGACAGAAGGAGUUACAUAUCAGAUGGGAUGUCGACACCCCUGUCAAUAUCAAGAGCUUAUGUUCAUUCUCACUCUGACGACGAGGAUCUAGAUGAAGAGUUGCCUAGGCGUUCUGAAGAUCGAUCAGAAGAAUAUUGCAGAGAAGUUCAAUGCAUUGAGACUGAGGAAUCAGUCACUGUCUAUAAUAACAACAUAGACGAGAGAGCAGAACCUGAAAACAUUUUAGGCCGUGGUGAGGAUGCUAACGGUGAAACGAGUGUAGGCCAGAACGUCAGGGUGAGAAGCUGGAACCGUAGUGAGACUGUACCAGGCAUGAGCACUCCGCCAGAAAACCUCGGGACAGACUUCCUCGGAAGACCAGAGAGUUACAAGAUUGCGUUUCCUGAUUUAGGCUUCGGUUCUAGUGUGUCGAGGAAUGAUUCUAUGUCUUCUUGCGCGAGCGAUUCCACUGGGGCUCAGAGCAUCAGAACGCCGUUGGGAGAAGAGGGAGGUAUCACUACCAUCCGUACUUUCGUUGAAGGGCUUAAGGAAAUGGCUAAGCGUCAAGGCGAGGUCUUGACUGCUGAGGAUUCUGGUAAAAUUGGGAGGGACAUUGGUCUGGACUCCAUGGACAGAGAAUUUGAGAGACAGCGGCAAGAGAUUCUGGAACUAUGGCAAACCUGUAACAUCUCUUUGGUGCAUAGAACAUACUUUUACUUGCUCUUCAAAGGAGAUGAGGCGGAUUCUAUCUACAUCGGGGUAGAGCUAAGAAGACUUAUGUUUAUGAAAGAUAGCUUCUCUCAGGGAAACCAAGCAUUGGAGGAAGGAGGAGAAACCUUAACAUUGGCCUCCAGCCGGAAAGCGCUUCACAGGGAGAGAAAGAUGCUGAGCAAGCUUGUGGGGAAAAGGUUUUCAGGAGAAGAGAGGAAAAGAAUCUAUCACAAGUUUGGGAUUGCGGUUAACUCCAAACGCAGGCGGUUACAACUUGUGAACGAGCUCUGGAGCAAUCCCAAAGACAUGACGCAGGUUGUAGAAAGUGCAGAUGUUGUAGCGAAGCUUGUGAGGUUCGCUGAGCAAGGCAGAGCCAUGAAGGAGAUGUUUGGUCUGACCUUUACACCUCCUUCGUUCUUGACAACUCGGAGAUCGCAUAGCUGGAGAAAAAGCAUGCCUACACUUUUCUAACUUUUGCUUCGCCAAUGACACUAUGCUUUUGGGUUUCUUGUAGCAGAAGCCAUCUUUUGUAUAUCUUCUUGGUUUCUUUGCGUUUUCUUUUGGAUUUGAAACAUACAAUGUUGGAAUUGAUUGUUUAUCUUCUAAAUUCUGGUCUGUUUACCCGAAAAAUUUGUCAUAGACCUUAAAUUUAAUAUAAAAAUAACUUGUAAA